Molecule: messenger RNA, 939 nt
Organism: Pongo pygmaeus (Bornean orangutan)
Lineage: Eukaryota; Metazoa; Chordata; Mammalia; Primates; Hominidae
Product: olfactory receptor 4K15-like
Exons: 1
Coding region: 1-939 (312 amino acids)
Biological process (GO): G protein-coupled receptor signaling pathway
Cellular component (GO): membrane
Molecular function (GO): olfactory receptor activity; G protein-coupled receptor activity
Source: RefSeq, a predicted model, not a curated record
AUGGAAGAAGCAAACCAGUCUGCCAUGUCUGAGUUUAUGUUUCAGGGACUUUGUGAUUCAAGGGAGUUGCAGACACUCCUCUUUCUGCCAUUUUCUGUACUCUACCUGAUGACUGUUAUAGGUAACCUCUCUGUUGUGCUACUCAUCAUCACUGAUCUCCGUCUCCAUUCCCCCAUGUACUUUCUCUUAGCCAACCUCUCAUUUGUUGACUGUUGCCUUUCCUCAGUAACCACCCCUAAAUUAACCACAGACUUUUUAAGGGAAAAUAAGACCAUUUCCUUUGCAGGCUGUAUGAGUCAGAUCCUCUGUGUGCAUUUCUUUGGAGGGGGUGAGAUGGUGCUUCUCGUGACAAUGGCCUACGACCGUUAUGUGGCCAUCUGCAAGCCACUCCAUUACUCCAGCAUCAUGGACAGAAAAAAGUGCUUCUGGCUAGUUUUGAUAUCAUGGAUCAUUGGCUUUGUGCAUGCCAUGAGUCAACUGGCAAUGAUUUUGGAUCUGCCCUUCUGUGGACCUAGAGUAGUAGAUAGCUUUUUCUGUGAUAUACCUUUGGUGAUCAAACUAGCCUGCAUGGAUACUCAUACUUUGGGAACAGUGAUAAAUGCCGACAGUGGGACUUUGGCAACAAGUUGCUUCAUUCUCUUGCUGAUUUCCUAUACCUAUAUCUUAUUAAGUCUGCGCCUUCACUCUAAAGAUGGGGCAUCGAAGGCACUCUCUACCUGUACUUCCCACAUCACAGUUGUGUUGCUGUUUUUUGGACCCUGCAUUUUUAUCUAUCUGUGGCCACUCAGCAUCACUUGGGUGGACAAGUUUCUUGCAGUGUUUUACACAGUAAUCACACCUCUCCUGAAUCCAGCCAUUUACACACUGAGAAAUAAAGAGAUUAAGAAUGCCAUAAAGAGACUGUUAAAUCAGCGUUUGCACUUAAGAGAUAAUUUUUAG